This is a messenger RNA of Mangifera indica (mango), 1605 nucleotides long. Its product is annotated as probably inactive leucine-rich repeat receptor-like protein kinase At5g48380. Bases 1 to 1605 code for a protein of 534 amino acids. Gene Ontology annotation, molecular function: protein binding; ATP binding; protein kinase activity. The transcript is spliced from 3 exons. Gene Ontology annotation, biological process: protein phosphorylation; hormone-mediated signaling pathway. Gene Ontology annotation, cellular component: plasma membrane. NCBI's taxonomy places the organism in Eukaryota, Viridiplantae, Streptophyta, Magnoliopsida, Sapindales, Anacardiaceae. The record is from RefSeq and is a predicted model, not a curated record.
AUGGCAGAAACUCACUGCCUGAGAUCUAUUAAAACUUCCCUGGAAGACCCACUAAAACGCUUAAAGUGGAGCUUUGAUGCCAUUACAGCGAGUUCUGUUUGUAGCUUUGUUGGGGUUACUUGCUGGAGCAUAGAUGGAAGCACAAUCAAGAUACUAAAUAUUAAUCUAACGAACAUGGAGCUCAAAGGCCAGUUUCCUCGGGGACUCAAGGAUUGCUCUAGUUUAGUGAGUCUAGACCUCUCAGGUAACCACCUUAGCGGACCAAUCCCACAGGAUAUUGAGCAAAUAUCACCAUAUCUGGUUGAACUUGACCUGUCCAAUAACAGCUUUUCUGGUGAAAUCCCGUCAGCCAUUGCUGAUCUCAGUUAUCUGAAUAUCCUUUUACUAGACAAUAAUCAGCUAACGGGUCAAAUUCCCCCAAGAAUUAGCUGGCUUCGACGGCUCCGGAAAUUUAGUGUCUCUAACAAUAUGUUGUCAGGACCCGUGCCAGAUUUUGCCGUUGCAGUUGUACCGAAGGAAAGCUACACCAACAACAAGGGACUUUGCGGAGGGCCGCUUAAACCUUGUGGAAAUCACGGGAAUCCAUUGAAAUUUGACCUUUCUUUCACAAGUGGUUUCGUGCUUGGUUAUGUGACUUCUGUAGUUUCAGUUAUCACUAUUUUCUUGUCCUAUUGUGUCCCUUGGCUACAUGUAAAGAAGAUUAUAAUAAGUAGAUGGAGGACUCAAAGCAAGAGAACAGUUGCUGAUAGGGUAAGCAAGUCACCACCACGUCUCCCGUCGCUUCAGGAUAAGUGCAAAAAGAUUCAUCCUUGGGAGGAACAGAUUACAAGCCUGAAAUUAGAAGAUAUCAAAAAGGCAACCAACAAUUUUAGCCAAAAUAAUGUAAUUGGGACGGGACAAACAGGGACAGUGCACAAGCAACACUCCCCAAUGCAAAUCAACAUAGUUGGACUCCGGGGUUUCUGUGUGGAAUCAAUGGAAAGAUUUCUUGUAUACGAAUAUUUAUCAAAUGGAAACCUUUAUGAAUGGCUUCAUCCAACAGAUGAUGGGCCAAGUCAUAGACUGGAGUGGCCCUCGAGGGUGAAAAUCGCAACAGGAGUGGCAAGAGCUUUGGUUUCUCUCAACAACUUUGGAAUAUUCCAUUUUGACAUAAGCUCCAAGUGCAUCUUAAUUGAUCAUAAUUUGGAGCCCAAGUUAUCAAAUUUGAAGCAGGCCAUGCAGUCGGCUUUUAAUAAGGAGGAUGUCUACAGCUUUGGAGUAGUGCUUCUUGAGCUCAUCAGUGGUAAGGAGCCAAGUACAAUUGAGAUAUCUCAUUUAUCAGAGAGAUUUUCUAUGUAUUCUGAUGAUACCAUCGAUAAGUCUCUAAUUGGUAAAGGAUUUGAUGGAGAGAUCUUUCUGUUCCUUAGAGUUGCAUGUCAGUGUGUUCAGGAAUCGUCGGAUCAGAGGCCAACAAUGCUUCAAGUGUACAAAAAACUUUGUGGCGUUGCCAAAAGUUAUGGCCUUGUUGAUACUCCAGAGAUAAUGAUUAUGCCAGCUGAAAUUACUGCACCAGCCGCUGGAGAUGAAUGCGUUGAAGUGAAUGAAAUAACAGAAGUGCCAUACUGA